AUGGCGUACGUCGUUGUAUGCCGGCGUAUUGUAAACAUAUUUCUAUUUAUGGAUGGACUACAUUAUACAAAUAGGAAUGAAGCAUGGACAAAGAGAUAUAUAUUUCAGGAUGAGCAGAGGCUCGAAGAAUAUCUUAGAUGUAUGCUAGGGAAUGUCGCUCUAUUACAGCUGUACGGGGACAACUGUGAACACAUAGAAGUUGUACGCACGGUAUCCACGAGUAUGGACCCGUUAAGGGCAGCGUUUAGCAAUAUGGACAUUAGUAAAACGUGUGAAAAAAUGAAUUAUCGUAGUAUGAAGAUUGGUACUAAACUUAUAGGGUUGACCAUGGCACGAUGGAUGGAAAAACUACAGGGAAGGGGGAAGGUAGGAAGUAUAAAAAGCAGCCACGACGCCAGAACAUGUAACCAGGGAAAUGGCAUGAACACACAACAGGCUACUGCAACCGGAGUUCGGCAGCACGCCACUAUGCCAAUUGUAGAAAUGAUGGACGAUGGUACUACGGACGUAGUAAAGACAUUAAUUGAGAAGGGCAAGAGUAUAACACAGAAAGAGACAAAGACAAUAAUGAACAUAAUUGCGGCACGUGGGAACGGUACGGACGUGGUGGAGGAAAUUUUACAGAAAAUAGAAGCAUCUGACACAGGCGAAAGUAUAGCGGAUAUAUUGGACAAGGUGAUAAAUCCACCACCCGUCGCCACAUUUAUCCCUGAAAAUCCAGCAGAUACAGCCACGCCGGCAAUACCACAGGCACCGUCAGGUAAGGACCGAUGA
Plasmodium fragile is the source of this 774-nucleotide messenger RNA. RefSeq lists its product as uncharacterized. The record is from RefSeq and is a predicted model, not a curated record. Lineage: Eukaryota; Apicomplexa; Aconoidasida; Haemosporida; Plasmodiidae. The transcript has a single exon. Bases 1 to 774 code for a protein of 257 amino acids.